Molecule: messenger RNA, 2256 nt
Organism: Phaeodactylum tricornutum CCAP 1055/1
Lineage: Eukaryota; Bacillariophyta; Bacillariophyceae; Surirellales; Neidiaceae
Exons: 1
Coding region: 139-2256 (705 amino acids)
Molecular function (GO): methyltransferase activity; protein binding
Source: RefSeq, a predicted model, not a curated record
GUACGAACACUAAUUGUUCCGGGCAUCCGGCGACGAAACCAACGACGAAAAGGUAGUCACUCUCGACCAGAGACUGUAUCCGAGUCACACGGUCACGACAGUUCGUAACCCCCCAGCAUACAGCACACAACCUCCGUGAUGCCGGUACCGUGGGAUGGUACGGCCUCCCGCCACAGUCACGUGCGGGCGGAGUCACCGACGCGGGGUCGUCACCUCGUGGCGACGAAAGCACAACCCCGGGGGCGUUUGCUUUGGAUCGAACGCCCCUUACUCGCACUACCAUCUCUCGAAAACCGACCGGACGCUUGGACCUGUGCGGCGUGUCACGCCUUUCUCGGAGGACCCGUCCGUGCACUCCAACACCGCUGGUCGCGGAGUCCCACGCCGUCGUCCGCGUCUUCUACACUGGACGAUGACGACGACGACGACCAUUCCGAAGAAUACCGGACCGUUCCGUGUCGACGAAAUUGUGGAUUCGUGUACUGCUCCGCAGACUGCGAACGAGAUGUCUGGGCGGCUCAUCAUCGGUAUCUCUGUACCGGACACUGCGCACCGGAUCAUCCCCUGGUGCAAUUCAAAACCUUGGCGGUUCAAACCAACGAAAUUCUACUCUUGGUGGCCACCUGGUGGGUCGCACAGCAUCUGGACGUCACGCGCACUCGGACACUACCCGACACGACGGAAUCCGUACCCGUACAAUCCCGUACUACUACUACUACUACCACCAAUCCUACCGCAUCGUCGCGCUACCUCGACUUUUGCAUGACACCCUGGUGGGACGUGAUUUCCGCGUCGGAGCAGCCCGGGAACUUUACCAAUGACGCCGUCACCCUCCGUCGCCUUUGCGAUGACGCGGCCGGGUGUUUGAACGCGGCCUUGGCCGAGACGCCCAUCCCGCCACUGACGGCACUCGACGUGGCCCGACGAAUCGGCGCCUGCGAACAAAACGCCAUGGGCAUUCGCCAACGUCACGUCCUCGCGCGGGAUAUCUUUCGUGACCGAGUCCGUCGAGACUGUCACGACGAUAUUGUACAGUGUCUGGUACAAGCCGGGUUCAUUGGAAACGACUCAAACAGUGAUGACGACACUGAUGAUGACCAUGACGACCACGACAGUGUAGAAAAGGUCCACGACACCACCGGAUCCCACUCGUCGAUACCGUCGGACGAUGGCGAGUGGGAUUAUUCAGUCGACGAAAUUGCCACCUUUUUGGCGGGACUCUUUCUCGACGAAGACGGAGCGGUCCGUGACCAGGCCGACCAAUCCUUGGAAGAGCGGGAUACGACCGGAGACGACCUGGAUUACAUAUUCCCACCACUGGACGGGACAGCCAUGUACGCGACAACCUGCAAAAUGAACCAUUCCUGUGACCCGAACGUUAUUGUUCUCUACAAACGCACCGGUUGGGGAGCCCUGCAUCCGCUGGUCGCCUACUGUGUGGCCCUCCGGGACAUUCAAGCCGGAGAGGAAUUGACCAUUUCGUACAUUGACGCCAACGUACCGUGGGCGGAACGACAAGAGGCAUUGGAAAACUACGGCUUUGUCUGUGAAUGUCCCAAAUGUCAGUGUGAAAAGGCGGGCGAAACGCAUCAUCCUUCCACAGAAACCAAUAAAGUAGACCCGGAUGAGCUGUUCGGGACCUCGGAUGAUGACGAAGAUGACGAAAAAGAUGCGGAUGAGGAAUACAAUCAACCAAGCAAUGGAGAGGUUGCCCUCCAACGACGCUUGGAGCGUUUAGAUUCAGCCGCCAACCAUUCCACGUUUGGUUCUAUUCCCCUUUCAAUCUCGGCCUUGGUAUCCGCCUUUGUGAUACAAACGGCUCGUUCCAUCUCGUUGCCGGACGAUACACCCUUGCCAAACCUGUUACGCCAAUGUGUCGUAGCCUUGGGCGACCGCGAUUACUGCAUGUGCCGUAUCGUGGGAACUGAAUUGGAAGACUGUUUGUUUUCCUUACUCCAAACAAACUCGGCGUGGCCAAACACGAACUACCGCGAGGCGUACUGGUGCGCCGUCCUGGCAGCUACAGUUGGCUUGACCCAUGUUUGUUACUUUCUGCACGCUAUGCGCGUACUCGAUAAAGGCAUGGUCCUGGGAUUGUCUCGCAAGGACGAUCGAUUAGCCGAAUUUUUUGGUUACGUGGAAACGCACGCGGCAGAAAUGGCCUCGGCACCGUACCCUCCGGCGUUGGAGUGCCGAGUGCCGGACCUAUCGGCUAUCAGUAUUGACGGCUUUGUUGCACACGAAAGGACUCUCUAA